AAGAUGGCGGUUGAUGCUGCAACAAUAACAGCAGACGGCGAACGGAACCCUAACGCCUAAGAUUCAGAUUCAGAUCUACUACUACGCCAAUCGACUCCGCUGCUAUAUCUGAAUCAGAUCGCGUCCAAUUUCUGCAACCGCCGAUCAGAUCUCAUGGCAGGGGCAGUCUCGGCGCUGUUCCUCCUAGACAUCAAAGGCCGCGUUCUCAUCUGGCGCGACUACCGCGGCGACGUCUCCGCUGCUCAAGCCGAGCGCUUCUUCACUAAGCUCAUCGAGAAAGAGGUUGAUCCGGAGUCUCAUGAUCCAGUUGUUCAUGAUAAUGGCGUGAGCUACUUGUUUAUACAGCAUAACAAUGUUUACUUGAUGACUGCGUCCAGGCAGAACUGCAAUGCCGCUAGUCUUCUCUUCUUUCUACACCGAAUAGUCGAUGUGUUCAAGCAUUACUUUGAAGAGUUAGAAGAAGAAUCGCUUAGGGAUAACUUUGUGGUUGUGUAUGAGUUGCUCGAUGAAAUGAUGGACUUUGGUUACCCUCAGUAUACUGAAGCCAAGAUUCUCAGUGAAUUUAUCAAGACUGAUGCUUACAGGAUGGAAGUUACACAGAGACCUCCCAUGGCCGUAACAAAUGCGGUGUCUUGGCGAAGUGAAGGGAUACGUUACAAGAAGAAUGAGGUUUUCCUGGAUGUGGUGGAGAGUGUUAAUAUACUAGUCAACAGCAAUGGACAAAUCAUUAGGUCUGAUGUUGUUGGUGCAUUGAAGAUGAGAACUUAUUUAAGUGGUAUGCCUGAAUGUAAGCUUGGCUUAAAUGAUAGAGUGUUAUUGGAGGCACAAGGGCGAGCAACAAAGGGAAAGGCCAUUGAUUUGGAAGACAUCAAAUUUCAUCAGUGUGUUCGUUUGGCUCGGUUUGAAAAUGACCGGACAAUAUCUUUUGUACCACCUGAUGGAGCUUUUGAUCUCAUGACAUAUAGGCUGAGUACACAGGUUAAGCCUCUAAUUUGGGUUGAAUGUCAAAUUGAAAGGCAUUCAAAAAGUCGCAUUGAGAUUCUGGUAAAAGCUAGAAGCCAGUUCAAGGAGCGUAGUACUGCAACAAAUGUUGAGAUUGAGAUCCCUGUGGUAUCUGAUGCCACCAACCCCGAUGUUCGGACAUCAUUAGGAUCUGCAGCAUAUGCACCUGAAAGUGAUGCGCUUAUCUGGAAAAUAAGAUCUUUUCCCGGAGGCAAGGAAUACAUGUUGAGAGCAGAGUUUCGUCUUCCGAGUGUAACAGCUGAAGAAUCAACUCCUGAGAGAAAAGCUCCUAUACGUGUGAAGUUCGAGAUACCAUAUUUCACUGUUUCUGGAAUACAGGUUCGUUACCUCAAGAUCAUUGAAAAAAGCGGAUACCAAGCUCUUCCAUGGGUGAGAUACAUAACCAUGGCUGGCGAGUAUGAAUUAAGACUGGUAUAAAGUUGCCCCUGCAAGGUGUUUUCUGAGGCGCUGCUCUCACGUACGAUCUUGUAUGGUUCAAAUCCAAAAUUGGUGGAUAGAUUAAAGACCGUCUUUGAGAGCCAGUUGCCCGCGAUCGGUCGUUUGUUGAGAAUGAGUCAUCUGGCCUUUGCUUUUGUGCAUGUAUAAUGAAGGUUUAUCUAACAAUGUUGUAAGUUUAUCGUCACCGGAAGGUAGAUUUAUUCAGCACGUUGAAUUAAGAUUCGUCAUUGUGGUUUUGGAUUUUUGCUGUCAUUUUUCCUAUUCGAUUCUUAUUUGUCUGGAGACUGUCCAAAUUGGUACAUAUUUUUCUUUUUUCGAUUGAGAUUCGUAUUGAAACAUGGGCUCGUUUCAACCA
Molecule: messenger RNA, 1816 nt
Organism: Pyrus x bretschneideri (Chinese white pear)
Lineage: Eukaryota; Viridiplantae; Streptophyta; Magnoliopsida; Rosales; Rosaceae
Product: AP-1 complex subunit mu-2-like
Exons: 11
Coding region: 154-1440 (428 amino acids)
Biological process (GO): intracellular protein transport; vesicle-mediated transport
Cellular component (GO): cytoplasmic vesicle; clathrin adaptor complex
Source: RefSeq, a predicted model, not a curated record